This is a messenger RNA of Dromaius novaehollandiae (emu), 4362 nucleotides long. Its product is annotated as cotranscriptional regulator ARB2A homolog. The coding region runs from base 170 to 1420 and encodes 416 amino acids. The transcript is spliced from 11 exons. The record is from RefSeq and is a predicted model, not a curated record. Lineage: Eukaryota; Metazoa; Chordata; Aves; Casuariiformes; Dromaiidae. Gene Ontology annotation, molecular function: siRNA binding. Gene Ontology annotation, cellular component: nucleus. Gene Ontology annotation, biological process: regulatory ncRNA-mediated heterochromatin formation.
GGCGCUGACGUCACGGCCCGCACACCCCGGAAGUGGACGUGGAGGGGGCGGGCGGCGCCGCGCGCCGGGAGAGGAGCGGGAGCGGGAGCGGCUGCGCGUUUCCCGGUAACGGCGCCUCGCCCCGCCCCGCCCCGCCGGCGAGGGGCGCCAGAUCAUCCUUUGAAGAUUGAUGUAUAUUUACUUCAGUGCUUUAAUUUUGUUAACAGUUUGGGUAAGGAUGGCUCAGCUCCAGCAAGGAGGCCCAGAUGAAAAAGAAAAGACUACUGCAUUAAAGGAUCUCUUGUCUAGAAUAGACUUGGAUGAACUGAUGAAAAAAGAUGAGCCACCGCUUGAAUUCCCUGAUACUCUGGAAGGAUUUGAGUAUGGUUUUAAUGAAAAAGGGCAGCUAAGACAUAUAAAAACUGGGGAGCCAUUUGUUUUUAAUUAUCGUGAAGAUUUGCAUAGAUGGAACCAAAAGCGCUAUGAAGCUCUUGGAGAGAUCAUUACUAAAUAUGUUUAUGGACUACUGGAAAAGGAAUGCCACUUGAAAAAAGUAACUCUCCCAGUAGAUGCGACUGAGAGUGAACCAAAGAGUUUUAUCUUUUUGAGUGAGGAUGCAUUAACAAAUACAGACAAACUGUUGGUCCUAAUUCAUGGUAGCGGUGUUGUCAGAGCAGGUCAGUGGGCUAGGAGACUUAUCAUUAAUGAGGAUCUGGACAGUGGCACGCAGAUACCAUAUAUAAAGAGAGCUACUGAGGAAGGCUAUGGAGUAAUAGUACUGAAUCCCAAUGAGAACUAUAUUGAAGUCGAGAAGACAAAAGCCCAAGUACAGCUGUCUUCUGAUAGCUCAGAUGAACCUGCCGAAAAGAGAGAAAGAAAAGAUAAAAUCCAGAAGGAAACAAAGAAGAGACGUGACUUCUACGAAAAGUAUCGAAACCCACAAAAAGAAAAAGAAACAGUGCAGAUGUAUAUUAGAGAUAAUGGAUCUCCUGAAGAACAUGCAGUUUAUGUGUGGGACCAUUUUAUUUCCCAGUCAGCAGCAGAGAAUGUGUUUUUUGUUGCUCACAGUUAUGGUGGACUUGCAUUCGUAGAGUUGAUGAUUCAACGAGAGGCAGAAGUAAAGAAUAAGGUAACUGCUGUGGCGUUGACAGACUCUGUUCACAAUGUGUGGCAUCAAGAAGCUGGCAAAACUAUUCGAGAAUGGAUGCGAGAGAACUGUUGUAACUGGGUGUCUAGUUCAGAACCACUAGAUACAUCAGUAGAGUCCAUGUUGCCAGACUGCCCCCGUGUCUCUGCAGGUACAGAGCGUCACGAGCUGACGUCCUGGAAGAGCUUCCCGUCUAUUUUCAAGUUCUUCAGCGAAGCAAUAGAGGCGAAGAACAGCUCGGUGAAACCGGCCCCGACGCGGCGCUCCAACAGGAUAAAAUACGAAGAAUUUUAAAAGCAGGAAAACAAAUCUCUCUGCUGCCUGUUUUCCACAAGCAGUCUCCCAGCCCCUCAUUAGAUUGUUUUCUUCCUAGAGCACAGGGUCGUGAUGUAUACAUCUAAAUAGCGUUUUGCAUUAUUUCUAGAUGAGUGCAACUGUCAAAGCAAUAUGGGUUCACUGGUUGUGCUUCCUGUGGGCUGUAACUUGGAUUUCGUGCUGCCCAUCAGCGCACAGAUUAAGGCUGACAGUGGUACUGCACAGUGCAGCAUGGUGCAGCUCUAAUUGCCCUGACAUAGCCCUGCACCAAGCUGAUGCCAGAAUUUAACAGCUUCUUCGUGGUCCUAUUGCCUGCAGGAUUUUUGUUGCUUCCUUCCAGGGUUCACUUCUUUCCCUCCUCCUUUUGCAGGAGCGAAGUUUGGGUUUUAUGCAUUUUUUAAGAAUUGCUUUUAAAUAAUUGAUACAGGUAGAUUUGUCUCCCCAGUUCCUGUCCUUCCCCCUAUCUGCAUCUGCUUUUAAACUGCUUACAUGCAUUUUUUAAUAAUACAGUAUAUUUGUGGUUUUGUAGGGUUUUCAUUUUCAAGCCAUAAUGACUAAAUUAAACUUUAAAAAGCAAACCCAUAAACAGCACAAAUGUGAUUAAAUAGUAUUUGGACUUAUAAAUACUAGUUAUUCUCUGUAAUUCUAACAAAGUCUUUUUGGUUUGGCUUUAUUUUCUUACGAGACCAGGGGACAGACUGUGCAUAAAGUAGCUCCUAUGAAAUAAUAAAUCAAGACUAGAUAUUUCUGCGGAGAAAUAUCUCUGAAUUUAAAAUAAGGUUUCCAGCAAAUCUGUACAUUACAAAAAGAAAUAGCUAUUUUUGAAACAAAACCUAGUGAUGCUAAAAUCUCACUGCUCUGUGAUCCUAGAACUGCCAUUUUCACAAAGAGUUUGCAACUCCAAUUUUAAAACUGCAAACGGUUCUAGUGCACAUAUUAAUGAAAAGUGUAACAUAGAUUAAAUGUCUGUAUUUAAAAUUUACUUUUAGCACUUGGUUGAUACCUUUAUUUUUUAUUCCGAUAGAAAGUCUAUUUUGAGACAGAACAAAAUAUGAAUUACUCUUUUUAAAGCCAGUUCUAUCUUGGAGUGCUAACAAGCGCAUGCUUUUACACUCAGUAGCCUUCUCUUUCUCUGGGACCAGGUGAGAUCAGCUCUUCACUCUUUCAUUUUCUGCUGAUAGGAGGGUCCAAGAAGUUUGGUCCAGAUUUAUGGGAAAGUCCCUUUGUUGUAGAGAUUUUCUCCUCCUGCUGGAUCAAUGGCAUUAUUUGUAGAUCUCCUCUUCCUUUUGAAAGUCCUGCUUAAAAAUGCCUAUUCAUGGACCGCCUGGACCACACUGUGAACGAUGACCGCAAAAAAAAAAAAGAAAAGAAAAGAAAAGAAAAGAAAAGAAAAGAAAAGAAAAGAAAAGAAAAGAAAAGAAAAGAAAAGAAAAGAAAAGAAAAGAAAAGAAAAGAAAAGAAAAAAGAAAAAGGGGCACGUUUUUCCUGAUUACUUUUAGCGCGAAGCUGCUCACGUUUCGCCGUGGCGGUGCGCGGUGACCUGCCCGCCCGCGGCUGCGGGGCCGCGCGGCCGGCGCUCCCCGUGCCGCCCCUUUUUCGGGGCGGGCCGCGGCGCCCUGCGCGCCCGCGCAGCCCCCGCGCAGCCCCCGCGCAGCGCCCGCGCAGCGCCGGCACCUCGCACCGCUGCCGUGUGAUCAGCGACGAGCCGUGCGCGCUGCCGUGCCUGGCAAGCGGGCGCGCUGUUGAGCCCUUGGAGUUUGGACGGUGCGAAAUUGAAGUGGUCUUUUCUUCCGCGGCCGUGCGCGUAUCGCUCCUGGUGCUGUGGGAGCCGCGGCGCAGGAGGCAAACCUCGGGGCGGUGUUUCCGCCGACCGCCGGGUGUCCUCGGGCCGGUUCAGUCGUCUGCAGCCGCCGCACGGGUCUGGGACCCGGACCCCCCCCCCCCCCCCCCGCCCCGUAACAUUUCCCAUUUCGGAGCUGGGGCGGGGACACGAUGUGAGGGCUUGGGGAGGGAGCAAGCCGGGGGUCUGCUGUGGUUUGCUCGGAGCGAGCGUGCCGGCAGGGCGCUGGCAGCGGCCGGGAGUACCGGGGGGCUCUGCCCGGCUUGGAGUCUAAAUCCAGGGGAUUCGCCAAGCUCUGCCCUUGUCCCCGGAGCGGGGCAGCGCCGUGGCUGCCGCCGAGGCCGGGAGUCACUGCCGCGCACUAACGACGGCAACAUCUCCGUCCCUUCCCUCCCCCCGCGGCCACCUGGUUGUCCGUAACCUCUCCCUUCGGGAAGCGUUGCCUCCCCGGGGAGGCCGCCGGCUCCCGCACACGGGCGGGGGGGUCGCGCCUCGCCUAGGCGGCGGCAGCGCAAAAUCCGCGCCCGGCGCCGCCAGGUUUCCUAGGGGAACCUGUUGCCCGGGGCGGGGGGAGUUGCUGUGUAGCCGGGGCCACCUCGGCCCCCGCCUCUCUGCCUCCCUCCCCAGGCACUUUCAAGGCGCUGGAGGUGGCGGCGGCCUGACCCCCGCCUCGGGUGCUUGCAGGCGCCCCUGGCCUGUUUCCACCCCAGCCCUGUUGCCGGAGGAGGUGGUUGUUCGUGGAUUUACAUUUCAUAUUUUGGGUUUCUGUGCAGAGCCGGGGAGGGGGGGGCCGGGGGAGGUCUGCUCCCCAAAACACGCUGGCCAGCGCCAGGGGUGCGUGAAGGGAUCUCCAAGGUGCCAAAUGUCGCGAAAAUGGAUCUAUUUUUUUAAGUGUCGAUGCAAAAUGAAGUGUACAAAAAUUUCUGCUGUAACAAUUGCCCUUUUAAACGUUUCUUUAUCUCGCCGUCGCCUGGCUUGUGUUAUUAUUGCCUCUGUAAAGAACUGUAAAGCACUGGGAGUUCUUACGACUUGUACAUUUCUGUUUACACUGAACAAAAAAUAAAGAUGAUCUUUUCUCUUC